Messenger RNA from Urocitellus parryii (Arctic ground squirrel), 2641 nucleotides. The record is from RefSeq and is a predicted model, not a curated record. NCBI's taxonomy places the organism in Eukaryota, Metazoa, Chordata, Mammalia, Rodentia, Sciuridae.
GCGAGGAGGCUGGGAGAUCCGCCGGCGUCCAGCAACCGGCGCUGCUUCGCGACAGGAGCCUGGGCUCGGCCAUGAAGGACUGUCCGUACUGUGGGAAAACUUUCCGGACAUCCCACCACCUUAAGGUCCACCUGAGGAUACACACAGGUGAGAAACCCUACAAGUGUCCUCACUGUGACUAUGCCGGCACCCAGUCAGCAUCCUUAAAAUACCACCUAGAACGACACCAUCGUGAGCGACAGAAUGGAGCGGGGCCRCUGUCUGGACAGCCCCCGAACCAAGACCACAAGGACGAGAUGUCCAGCAAAGCAUCUUUGUUUAUCAGGCCAGACAUCCUGAGGGGGGCAUUUAAGGGUCUCCCCGGRAUCGACUUCAGAGGUGGCCCUGCCUCUCAGCAGUGGACAUCGGGAGUGAUCUCCUCCGGAGAUCAUUCGGGGCAGGCCACCGGYAUGUCAUCAGAGGCUCCUGCAGACGCCCUGAAAGGCACCGACCUUCCUUCCAAGAGCACCCACUUCUCCGAGAUCGGAAGAGCUUAUCAAAGCAUCGUGAGCAACGGUGUGAAUUUCCAGGGGUCCUUGCAAGCGUUCAUGGACAGCUUCGUCCUCAGCUCCUUGAAGAAGAGGGACAUGAAGGACAAAGCCCUGUCAGAUCCCUCUUCCAUGAAAGCCCACGGAGCUGAGGGUGGCGAGGAGAAACCCAGCRGCAGGUCCUCUCAGAGGAAGGCUGAGAAAUCUCAGCACGAGCCUCUGGACUUGUCYGUGCGGCCGGACGCCUCCCUCCCAGGCUCGUCAGUGACGGUGCAGGAUAGCAUCGCCUGGCACGGUUGCUUGUUUUGUGCUUUCACCACGUCAUCCAUGGAGCUGAUGGCCCUCCAUCUGCAGGCUAACCACCUGGGAAAAGCGAAACGCAAAGAGAAUGCCGCGGGGGUGGCCAUCAACUGCAAAGAGCAGGCCCGGGAGGUGGGCAAGAUGGCUCUGCUGCCCGCAGCACAAUCCAACAAGGAGAUGGGCCUUUCGGGGAUGAUUGGCUCUCUAGACUCUGCUUCUGAGAAGAUGGCCCAAGGACAGGCCAAAGAGACCCUGGGGGACCAGAAGAGUGGCCCGUGGCCCAGCCACGUGGACCCUGCCUUUUGUAACUUCCCAUCAGACUUCUACAAGCAGUUUGGCGUGUAUCCGGGCGUGGUGGGCUCCGGGGCCUCCGGUUCCUGCUCCAACAAGGAUCCCGAUGGGAAAGCCCACCCCGAAGAGGACGCCCCAAUCCUGAUCCCCGAAACCACAAUUAAGAAUGCUACSGAUGACCUCUCGGACAUCGCCUCCUCCGAGGACAUGGACUCCUUCAAGGGAGAAAACAAYGACGAAGAGGAUAUCGAAACGGAGCCCGAAGUGAUGAGCAAGCCCCUGUCUGCCCUCAGCAAGGACAGCAACAGCGACGGCGGGGACAGCCUGCUGCCCACAGGCACCCCCCAGCCCGUCCAGGGACUAGUCUCACCUUUAGCCCAAGCGUCUGAGAAGCAGUGGCACAGCCCAGGCCUUCUUCCUGCCCAGGACCCCUCAGUGGGUCUGCCAAAGCCGGAGCGGGGGCCCCCGGGCCUGGAAAAGCCAAUGAACAUGCUGUCGGUCCUCAGGGCCUACAGCUCCGAUGGCUUAGCAGCCUUUAACGGACUUGCAAGUAGCACAGCAAAUUCUGGAUGUAUCAAGAGGCCAGACUUGUGUGGUAAGUGACACCCCCUGUCCUAGUCGGUCUAUCUGGACUUGCCCUUGUCUGUUCGUGCUCCUCGGUGGUUAUCUGCAGCUUGUUAAUCGUGUAAAGUCAAGAGAAGAACGUAUACACAUAUGUGUGUUGAAUAAAUAAUUACUAUUGGCAUAGGUAUGUGUAUACACACGGCACACCAACCUACAGUAUAUAUAGCAAAGUAUCAGGGAGGCUAAAAAUAUUGCCCCAUAUGUUCCACUAUUAGUCAUGGAUUGCAAAGGCUUAGAAUGGAAAGAAAAUUCCCUCAAAGUCAUAAAUCCUGAGCAACAAAUGCUGGUGGAUUGCAGGCCCCUUCACCUGUUUAAAAAAAAAAAAAUCCUGGCUGGGGGGUUCCAUUCUGCCAGCUCACCUGAGCUCAAACAGGUGGGCCCCUUGAUGGUUUUGUCGGCAUUACCGCUUGUGUCUGAUUGUCCUGUAUUUUGUAACACUUUAGAAGAAUACAGAAAAGUGCAGUAAUUAUCUUUCUCCAUAGUAUUUAAGCAGAAAUAUUGCUAGUUUAAUAUUGUGUCAGGUUGUCGUAUUAACCAGGAACAGAAGACAGUAAAAUUCCAGCAAACAGCACCUUGACAUUCACAACUAAAAAAAAAAAAAAAAAAAAAAAAAAACCUGGUGAUUGAAGCAAAAUGUGUAAACUUGUACUGGGUUAUCGUGUGCUUUGGAAUAGAGUAUUGUUGAAGUAAUUAGAAGAUAUAUUAAGGUGUUCCUGGUAAUGAAGGCAUGUAAGUUAUCAUAAUUGUAGCUUUCUGAAUAAGUGUCAAACUAUAUCUUUAAGUGUGCUGUAUGCUGAGUUACAAGUUAGGUCAUUUAUGAAUGGAAUGUAAAACAAUACUAAAAAUGCUUCAAUAACUUAUCUUGGUAUUGCUAAUAAAAAAAAAGCUGUGAAACAUUA